AUGGGACGAGCAGACGAGAUCACAAUGAGCAGCGAUGCCUACGCCAAAGAGACCGGCGCUGAUAUCGAGAAGCACGAUGUCGUCACCACACGCGUCGAGCUCAAGAGGAGACUCAAGAGCAGACAUUUGCAGAUGAUCGCUAUCGGUGGUACUAUUGGAACUGGUCUCUUUAUCGGUAGCGGUUCUGCUGUCGCAAAAUCCGGUCCUGCUGGUGCGCUGAUUGCCUAUGCCUUUGUGGGAUCUCUCGUCUUCUCAGUCAUCGCCUCGCUGGGCGAGAUGGCGACAUACAUUCCCAUUCCCGGUGCCUUCACUUCGUACGCCACUCGCUUUGUCGACCCCAGCUUGGGUUUUGCCAUGGGCUGGAUAUACUGGUUCUCAUGGGCCAUCACAUUCGCCCUCGAGCUCACGGCUACCGGUCUGAUCAUUCAGUACUGGGCUCCCCACCUUUCUGUGGCCAUCUUCAUCGGUGUCUUCUGGGCCUUCAUUACCGCGCUCAACUUGCUCCCCGUCAAUUUCUACGGUGAAGUCGAGUUCUGGUUCUCCUCCAUCAAGGUCAUUACCGUCGUGGGCUUCAUGAUCUUUGCCAUCUGCGUCAAUGCUGGCGUGGGUGACCAGGGAUACAUCGGAUUCAAGUACUGGCGUGAGCCAGGCGCAUUCGCUCCCUACUUGCUUGAUGUCAUCGGAGAGCACAGAGUGUCACUUGGCAAAUUCCUGGGCUUCUGGUCCGUCCUGGUCCAGGCCGGUUUCUCCUACCAAGGUACUGAGCUUGUCGGUAUCGCUGCCGGAGAGACCCAGAACCCCCGCAAGGCCGUCCCAUCUGCCAUCAAGAAGACCUUCUACCGUAUCCUCUUCCUCUUCGUCCUGACCGUCUUCUUCAUCGGCAUCCUCAUCCCUUACACCAACGAGAACCUCCUCUCCAGCAACACCGAUGCCUCUGCCUCCCCCUUCGUCAUUGCUGCCAAGCUAGCCGGUGUGAAGGUGCUUCCAGAUAUCAUCAACGCCGUCUUGCUCACAGUCGUGCUCUCGGCCGCCAACUCAAACGUCUACUGUGGCAGCCGUAUCGUCGUUGGUCUCGCAACCGAGAAAUGCGCACCCAAAUUCUUCAUGAAGACCACCAGAGGCGGUGUCCCCAUCUUAGCUGUCCUAUUCACUUCCUCCAUCGGUUUCCUGGGUUUCCUCAACCUUUCCAACAACGGUGGAACCGUGUUCGGCUGGUUCCUGAACAUUAGCAGUAUCGCCGGUUUCAUCUCCUGGGCUUGCAUUAACGGAUGCCACAUCCGUUUCAUGCGCGCCCUUAACGCCCGCGGCAUCCACAGAGACUCUCUCCCGUAUAAGGCGCCCUUCCAACCCUUCCUAGCCUAUUACGGUCUUGGCUUCACCGUCCUCAUCAUUUUCACCCAGGGUUUCACCGCUUUCAUUCCUUGGAGCACGUCCAACUUCUUCAUCGCAUACGUCAGCUUGAUCCUCUUCGUUGUUUUGUUCGCUGGCCACAAGCUGUGGUUCCGCACUAAGCCCAUUGACCUCCUAGAUGUCGACCUUGACUCUGGCCGCCUGGAAUGUGACGCCGAGCAGUGGGAUGAUACCGAUUAUCCUCGUCCCCACGGCUUCCUACCAGCACUCAAAUACCGACUCUCACGAAUGUUCUGUUAA
Messenger RNA from Nannizzia gypsea CBS 118893, 1650 nucleotides. RefSeq lists its product as hypothetical. Gene Ontology annotation, biological process: amino acid transmembrane transport. NCBI's taxonomy places the organism in Eukaryota, Fungi, Ascomycota, Eurotiomycetes, Onygenales, Arthrodermataceae. Gene Ontology annotation, cellular component: membrane. Bases 1 to 1650 code for a protein of 549 amino acids. Gene Ontology annotation, molecular function: amino acid transmembrane transporter activity. The record is from RefSeq and is a predicted model, not a curated record. The transcript has 2 exons.